Sphenostylis stenocarpa is the source of this 210-nucleotide messenger RNA. The record is from the annotation of a GenBank genome assembly. Lineage: Eukaryota; Viridiplantae; Streptophyta; Magnoliopsida; Fabales; Fabaceae.
AUGGAGGCAUGCCAAUUUCAAGAUUUAUCCCACAUAUAUGCUUGGCUAACUAAGGAAACUGAAGAGUUCACAGUAGAUUUUCUUAGUUGCAGAAAAUUAGCUGAAUUUGGCGAUCUAGUUAAGCAGCCAAGCAGGCUGGCAUCUUGCAAUGAUUUCAGGAUCAAUUACUUGCAUACUUUCAAAUUUACUAAUAUGAAGCAACAAUCAUAG